ACAUGGACGAAGAAAGUGACGACUUUCCGGAGGACUUUGACUACAAAGACAGUGGCAAAAAAUGCACGAUAUUCCUCAUUGAUGCUUCUCAAGGAAUGUUUUCUAUAACAGAUAGGAGUGAUAGUAACAAAAAUGAAUGUGCUUUUCAGAGGUCGUUAAAUAUUAUGCGUUUACAAAUGAUCAAUAAAGCAGUCACUGCAACUAUUGGAGAAUACACAUGUUGCAUUCUUCUGAACACUGUAAAAAAUAAGUCUCACUCAAUUGAUCAUGUAUAUGUACUGCAAGAUGUGGGAGAAGUCUCUGCUGAACGCAUUAAAGAAAUAGACAAGCUCUUGAAAACAGAUGAUAUAUUAUCUGCAUUUGAAAAUACAUGUGGGGGACAUGGCUGUUGUGACUAUAGUGAAGCGCUGUUUCUUUGCAUAAAACGAUUAACUUCCCGAACACCUCACUUCCAGAAGCGUUUGGUUUAUCUCUUUACAAACAGAUCAAAUCUUUUCGGCACUGAUACUCAGCAUCUAUCUUCUACUUGCAAAAAUAUAGAUGACCUUCGAAAUCAUGGUGUGGAAUUUUCUUUAUUUCCGAUUGUACCUGAGAAGAAUUCAUUCACAUUUGACAUUUUGGAACAGUUAGAUCCAAACGUGGAACGAAAUUUCGAACAUAUCAGUGAUUUGGAAGAAGAAAAGAAAAUCCACACCAGAUUUCAGUUUUCUCUUAACUUCUUUCACAAUUAUGAAAUUUUUACUGAGAGUUUUUGCAGCAUUCCAAGAAAGCAAUAUGCACAUCGAAACAUAACAGGAAUAGAUUUUGAACUUGGAAAUGGUUUAAAAUUCUCAGUUGGGAUCUAUUCUCUAUUCCGCUCAGAAAAGAUUCCUCAAGCUACUGUUCUAAAUGCUGAGGAAAAUGAAAUAGUGCAGCGAGUACAUUUAUAUGUCAACAAAGAGACUGAUGAGGAAGUAGCUCUUCUUGAUGAAGAAGUAAUUCGGCAAAGACAAAUUGGUGGUGAAAAUGUCACUUUCUCUGCUAGCGAAAUCGAAAAAUUACGAAGACUUACUUUACCAGGUUUAUUGCUUCUUGGAUUUAAACCACUUUCCUUUUUGAAAAUAACGCAUCAUGUUCGGAGCUCACAAUUCCUGUAUCCUCUUGAAAAGAAUAUUUUGGGCUCUACUCGAAUGUAUCGAACACUUUAUGAAGUUUGUAUGAAAGAGAAAACAAUGAUUAUAUGCCGUUAUACUCAAAAAGCAAAUGUUCCUCCAAAACUUGUUGCUUUAGUUCCGCAGAGUGACCAUAAUUCGAACGUUUGUUAUUCUGGAUUUCAUCUUGUAUAUUUGCCUUUCGCAGAAGAUAAGCGUGAUCUCAGUGAACAGAUGACCCACCCAGAUGGCAGCUGGCCAACAGCAUCGGAAGCUCAGAUUGAAUCGGCCAGGAAAUUUGUAAAAAAAUUGACGGCAGAUUUCUUUCCAGAAAAAUUUUACAACCCAGUGCUUCAAAAACAUUACAAAGUCAUUGAAGCCUUGGCUCUAGAUUAUCAUGAGGUACCUGAAGUUGAAGAUCAAAUUCAACCGUAUUUUGCACAUUAUGAUUUUCAAAAACGAGUGGAAAAAGAGUUAAAAGAAUUUUCUAUGAGUUCACUCCCCACUGAUUAUAAUCCAGAGCAAAAAAAAUUCAAGAAAAUGGGGAAGACUGAAGAGAUGUUUGUACAAUUACUCGAGAAAUUACCAGUGGUUCAGUUGAGAAAAAAGGCAGCUGAAGAGCUCGUAUCAGUAAAAGGAUGUACAAAAAAAAAUGAGAUUAUUGAAGCAGUCAAGAAACAUUUUGGAAUUGAUUAGUU
Messenger RNA from Thelazia callipaeda (thelaziosis nematode), 1828 nucleotides. NCBI's taxonomy places the organism in Eukaryota, Metazoa, Nematoda, Chromadorea, Rhabditida, Thelaziidae. The record is from the annotation of a GenBank genome assembly.